AUGGACGCGUCACCAAUCACUCUAGACCCGCUAGCCCGGUCGCUCAGCGGUACCUUUGACAACUCAUUCGAGGGGAUUUCGUGUCGGCUGUCGCCAGAUCUGGCCGAUCCCAUAAUGGGCUCAGAUACAAUCUCAGAUGAGGCACGAUCACUCGAGUUCGAAAUACUGGCGCUCCAGCUCUCGCUCGAGAGUGGACGCUAUUCGUUCAUGACUAUGUUUAUGCAGAAGAUCCUCAAUUUGAGCAAGGACUCACAGAUCGUUGCGCGGAACUCUCAAGCCGUCACCAAUUCCAGAGCUGCGUUUGAAAUCUUGCCUCUGGUGUUCCUUCCACAUGACCUAUGGCUAAGUUAUGAGGUCAGUAUCCCAGAUGCUAUGCACAAAGUGGCCCUUCUCCAGGAAGCAAACACUGUACUACAGGCGUAUUUGGGGGUCUUGGCAAAUGAGGAACUUUUGCUCGUAGAUGACAAAAAGCUACAGCUGAUGGAACUAAUAGCUCAGCAGUAUUGUCUGAUGGAUGAUGUGACUGCUCCUGCAACUCCCUCUGCACCUCCAAGAAGUCCCUUGCAACAGAUCACCACGACACAGGAGGAUCUUCAAUCCCCCUUGUCAAAGCAGAACUCUCAGACAUCCCGCCCAUCAUCCUAUCAGGAACCCCUUACUCCGCUCUCGCGUAACUCCACACUAGUAAGCAGAAUGCCUAGCUUCCAGCGCGAACUCCCGAAAGUCAAGAGAAAACAUUCUUUUUUGGGCCAUAUCUCUCUUUCUCCUGGUCCAGCCUAUUUCGAGACAAUUUCUCAGACUAGUCCUUCCUCGCUACUGUCUCCUCUAUCGCCCGAGUCUGCAUUCCAGUCUCCAACGAGACCGCCGAUGACUAAUAUCUUCUCAAAAUCCAAGUUGUAUAGUAGAAUGAAGAGACGUCGUGAGCUGCAAGCACUGAUAAUGAGUUCAUCAACCACAGCCUCAAAUGGUGGUACCUCCGGAGCUCCAUCUGUGCGCCCUGAAUCUACCAUCUCUGACCACUCCGGAUAUGAGCUAGAUAAGGCUGUCCUUUUGGAAAGAUACAUUGAGAAUCAGAAGCAGAAGCAUGCCUACUAUGUUCAAAUAAGAAACAUUCGCGAGUCAGUCAAAUCGCUCCUAGUAUACCUUAAACGUCCAGGCAUUCUGGCCAGCAUGAUCAAGUUGUUGGAGUUCGUCAAGGGGUUCAUUUUCAAGAUGAUUCUUGUUGAUGUUUGUCGCAUGCUUAUUGAUUAUGGACACGCAAAAGUGGUGGAGGCAAGUCGGUAG
Australozyma saopauloensis is the source of this 1284-nucleotide messenger RNA. RefSeq lists its product as uncharacterized. The transcript has a single exon. NCBI's taxonomy places the organism in Eukaryota, Fungi, Ascomycota, Pichiomycetes, Serinales, Metschnikowiaceae. The record is from RefSeq and is a predicted model, not a curated record. Bases 1 to 1284 code for a protein of 427 amino acids.